AUGACCCGGGCACAUGAAAUCACAUUAUCAACAUUCUUGGAAUACAUCCUCGAUCACCGCAAAGAGGAGGCAGUAAUGGGACAGUUUGGUCAACUCGAGAAAUUUAUUGCUAGGCUCGCGAGCCGAUGUACGAACCAAGAGCUCGAGCUGGAUCAGGAGCUUUUAACAACCAAGGAGUGGAAGACCAUAUUUGAAUCUGGUUUGUGGAAGGCGGCACAUAUACUUCUACACCAGGAGAUUCUUCGGAUUGCCAAACUUGAUGAGCUCUCGGGUGAUGUUGAGGUGACAGAUAAUACGAAUUCGACGCUGAGCGACCCGGUUAUCCCGACGAGUGCCAUUCAAGAACGGGCGCCACAGACGGUACAAUUACUACGUGAGAUUUGCUAG
Rhinocladiella mackenziei CBS 650.93 is the source of this 387-nucleotide messenger RNA. RefSeq lists its product as uncharacterized. NCBI's taxonomy places the organism in Eukaryota, Fungi, Ascomycota, Eurotiomycetes, Chaetothyriales, Herpotrichiellaceae. The transcript has a single exon. The coding region runs from base 1 to 387 and encodes 128 amino acids. The record is from RefSeq and is a predicted model, not a curated record.